AUGGUUAAAUUCUCUUUCUUGGCUGUUGUUUUAACCGCUUUCCUUGCUUCAAAUGUCAACGGUGAAAAUUACACCGUUCAAGUUGGCGUUGAUGAUACGCUUGCCUUCGCUCCAGACAGAUUUGAUGCAAAUGUUGGAGAUAACAUUGUGUUUCAUUGGGUUUCGGCAAAAGCAAAACAUACUGUAAUUGAAUCCGAUCGAGAGGCCACGUGCAAUAAAUCCACUAAACCGCUUGCUUUCGCUUCAGUAGCUUACACAGGUAACCCAGAAGCUCCUCCAAAAGCCGUGUGGAAAUUAGAUACGGCCGGUCCAUUAUACUAUUUUUGCAAUAUUGGAACACAUUGUACUGCGGCAAAUAUGUACGCUAUGAUUAACGUUCUUGAAGUGGGACAAACGCCGCAAGUACCUGGAUUUACUAAACUUCCAGAACCCAAAUCAACAUCAACUUCCGCGUCUCCAUCCAAGAAAACCAAAGCUGCGGGCGCAGAUGAAUCGUCAAGCGCUAAUGAUGGCAAACGAGUAUCAUUUGCUGUCGUAUGUGGCGCCUUGAUAUCUUUAGCUGUAAAUUUAAUAUAA
Molecule: messenger RNA, 576 nt
Organism: Funneliformis mosseae
Lineage: Eukaryota; Fungi; Glomeromycota; Glomeromycetes; Glomerales; Glomeraceae
Source: the annotation of a GenBank genome assembly